AAUCCAAGGAAGUGGACGAACACUGAAUGUGUCCUCUCAUAACCUUCAAAUCUGUAUUUUCGUACUUGUAUCUUCGCGAGACGAUACGAAGCGACAAAUUUGUUGGCCUUAUUCACUUUCUGCACAGCUGAUCGUUCAUUUACACGAGAUUUGCGCGAGAUCGAUGACCACAGGUUACACAUUUACUAAGUGUGGGUCAUGCAGACCACUUGCAGAGUAAUGUAAUGAAUAGCUGUGGGAACUCUAAUACUAGCACGAGGCUACGUGGUUCCAAGUGUGCCGAGACUCAAGACGAGUCUAUAAAUCAGGGAGGAGAUAUAGAGAAAGAAGAUAGUGGCGUGAUAAGUGGUUAUAGUGUAAAUGAUCUUAAUGUACCACGCAGCACUUUGGUCAUUUGUCAGCGAAACUCCAACUACUCUUCAGAUUACGGUUUUGCAAGAUUUAAGCCAAGACUUAGCGGUGUUCCAAGAAAUGAAUUUCGAAUGGCACGUGGCGGUAGCUCUACAGAUCGUGCUAGGGGUGGAACACGUGGGAGGGCUUUUAAAAAGACCCUCAAUGAUCGCGAAUCGAAUUCAGAGUCCAGCUAUCACUCUACAUCUAGAUCCAAGUUUCAAGAAUCGUUGAAAAAUCAUGAGAACGCACAGGGCAAAUACUAUGAUGAUAAAAGAAUAAAUGAGGACUCGAGAAUUUCUAAGCUUUUGCGACGAUUAUGUCGUGAAGAUGAUUAUGAUCAUCUCAUGGUACUUUGCAAGCAAGUGCAAGAAAGUAUCGUCGCACAUGAAAAUCAACGAUACAUACGACGAAACUUGGAAACUAUUUGUGAAAGUCUGUUAGAUUUCUUGCAUUCUGGUCCUGGUCAGGAGGCAAAGCAGCAGGUUGCAAAAUGUUUGGGUCGAAUUGGAUAUGUGGUGGAACAAGAUUUUAAAAGAUAUAUGGAUUGGAUCUUUAAUAAAUAUUCAUUAGAGCAUAAAGAUGAUGUGAAAUGCCUGUUAAUGAAGUCACUUAUCGAAACGCUCAAGAUGGACUCUGAGAUAUCAAAAUUGAAAGAAUUCUCCAUGCCGAUGAUGUCCCAAUUACAGUCAAUAUUAGAGAAUGUCGACAGAGCAGACUUACUGGUAGCAACUGUGGAUGCUAUAUUACUCAUCAUAGAUUCUUAUCCAGAAACGUUCACGAACCACUUCCGCGAUACUGUGGACAUACUUGUGGGUUGGCACAUCGAUUCCACGCAACAAAAGUCAGUUGUCAUUUAUGCGAGUCGAUGUUUGCAAAAGUUGCGCUCGUUCUGGAUAGCGGAUCUGCAGUUUACUCUAACGUUACUAGGCCAAUUUUUGGAGGAUAUGGAAAGCUACGACGAAGAAUUGAAUUCGCCCGAAUCCGGUCGUACUUCGCCCGGUGAUGAUGGAUCCCCAACACCGAGGGAAUGCAUUCUGCGAAUUACGUCGUUAAUAUCCGUCUUUAAUACAGUAACAAAGAGCAUAGCCGAGCAUCUGAAUCCAAAUCUUGCACCCAACGUACAAUGGUCUUUUCUAACGAAUUGUUUAUCGAAAAUGCUAAAGACCGUUGUCAAAGCGAUCGAAUUGGAAGAAGAGAAUGACACUUGGCUCAAGAUAUCCAAUGAUCCAGAAAACUUGAUCAAAUAUGUAAGAAACAUGAGUUCGUCGCAAGAACGUGUUGAAAUACUUUCCAAACAUUUUAGUAAAGACGACGUUACUGAGGAAAAUCUUAUUAAGAUGAUAAAGUCAUUGACUAUAAAUAAAAAAAAUGAUAAGAAGAAUCUCAAGAUAGCUUCUGACAAAGGAAAUGCUCUGUCCAGGGAGAAAGGACAGUUGUUAAUGAAUGUAAUGCGAUCGAUGGAACCAAAAGUCAAACAGAUUGAAAACUUGUCGGAAGAAAAGGAAGAAUUGAUUGUAGUCGCGAAUGAAUGCGCCUUCUUGCUCCUUGGUUAUCUUCAAAGUCGAAUAACAAAGAAUCACGAGCUUCUCUAUAAAUUUAUCGAUCUUCAGUUACAAAGAAUUAACAUCUUUUGGGACGAUACCAUUAUUUCCAUGUUGAAUAUCAUAUCAAAAAUAAUAAAGGAGGUAUCUGCGAACCUGCCAUUGGAGUUGGUGCACACAUUACUUGGCAAGAAUUCGAUGCUGCUGAAAUUAAGAUUCCGAAAUUCCAUUACCAUUCAAAACGCGAGUUUGAGCGUAUAUCACAGUCUUCUGAGCCUAAAGAAUAUUCCACUAUUACAGGAAUCUUAUCGCUAUAUAUUAGCGGAUUUAGAGAUAGCUUACAAACUUAUACUACCCGAUAUAGAUAUUUUAGUUGCAGACAAUCCGUUGAACGAUUUGCAAUAUACAAAGAGCGACGUUGAGAUUAUAGUUACUUUCAUACUACGUGCGCUUUCGGACAUAGCAAACGCAAGUAAUUCGAUUAUUGGAAUGUGGGCUUUAAAGCCCAGUAUCUUGGAACUUCUUGCAGUCAAGUUAAAACCGUACAAUACUGCAUUGUCUAUAGCGAGUCCGUUUUUGCAAUAUAAUAUUCUGUAUUUGCUCUAUGCGCAUUGUUCCAGGUACAAUCACUUCGUUUCAAGCUCCAGCUUGAUAACAGGUACUACCGCUUCUCGCCCGAUGGAUAUGUUUCCCGGGACUUUAGAUGUACCGACUACGUCACCAGCCAGCGGUCAUUUGUCUAUAAUUCUCAAUUUAAUAGCAAAGACAUAUAACAAAAAUACGCCCGCAUGCACUUUACUCCUUUUGUCCACCUGGUUGCAAGAGAUUUGCGUACAAUCUGAGAAAUAUAUUGGAAUCUUGAGCGAAACAACAACGAAUGACGAUGUUGCGAGCGCGGCAUGCAAUCUCUUCGAAAUGUUAAUGACCGCAAAGGAUGUCGUAUGGAAGCAAGAGACCUACUUGAGUAUUGUGGACUUAGCGACUUUGCAUUUGACUUCGUGCAACAAAACGAUCCGCGAAAAAUACGGCGCUCUGUUAAUGUGUAUGCCCAUUAACAUUGUUUUAUCAAAAUUGAACAAACAGCAUUUAUUCUCAGACACCAAGAAGGUACGAGAGAUCGUGACUUAUUCGACAGAAUCGUUGAUUCUCGCUCAAAGAUUGCACAUGCGAAGUAACAACAAUGGGGAAUUGUUGGCGCAGCAUUUCAAAACGUACAUGGCGUUUCUACUGCAAGAACAUUAUCUCGACGCAUCUGGAUUAUCGGAAAUAUUUACUUUAUGUUGGCCAGCUGUACCAGAGAACGGAACUACAGCGAAGAUGUAUGAUUUGGCGUUGGCGAAUUGUUCGUUUCUGUUUUUCUGGAGCGGUUUCGAGGCAGCGCAACAUUGUGUCCUCAACAAGCUGCGCACUUCUCUGGGGAAGCCACAGGAAACGUUUACGUCGAUUGAGAGUGCUCUGAAGAUUCUGGCUCGCGAGAUAUCGUGCCACAACCUGGACAUGGUGAAGAAGCAGGGAUUAGAAAGGCAGGAAUUAGAUCGCAUCUUGCACGAGCACACGCGAGUACGACUCUUCGUCGAGUUCCUGGAACAUCUAGAAAGAGUGAUUCACAAUGCGGCCGAUGGUUGCGCGAUGGCGCUCUUACCACUGUCAAAACCGGUCAGAACCUUCUUCCAUACGAACAAGUCGACGUGCAAGGAAUGGCUGAAUCGUAUACGGUUAGCCUUAUGCGUAGUCUCGUUGCACUCCGGCCUGGCGACGAGUGCGCUGCGAAACGGUCAGAGAUUACUAGAGGAUUUGAGCAAUGCUGAUAAUACGCAAGGUAUCGAAUUUGAGAGGGCAACAUUGUGGACUACACAGGCGAUGGUUGCGCUCGGCGAAGCGGAGGCGUUGCAGGGCCUCUACGUUUACACCAAGAGCAAGGACAGACAGUUCUCGUGGUUGAAAGCAGCGAUGGAGGAGGCCGCCGGGCGUUACGAGUCAGCGGCGGAUGCCUACAAGCAGAUCAUCGACGAUCACGAUCAUGUUAAAACAAAUGAUGAUGAAGGCGGCAGAACCGCGAGACUUGAGAGCGACAGUCAAGUGCUGGGCUUCUGCAUGCAAAGACUUUCCAAUUGUUAUAAAGCGGUUAGUGACUGGUCUGGAUUAGUGGAAUGGAAAUCACGAGAGACCGAGAUGCUGACGCAAGACAAUUAUGCCGUCCUGAGAAAGCAAAUUGCAGAAAAUAUUGUUCCGCAGCAGGCGGAUUGUCUGAAAAAGUUUGAGGAGGGCAAGCUGAUCUCCUUGGACGAGUUGUCGAAUUGGAACUUGCUGGAGAAGAAAAGUAAUUGGAGCUGUGCGAAAACGUUGGCUGCGUGCAGCAACAAUUUGACGAACGUUGCGCUGAGAAUUCGCCUUAACGAAUUCGACGAUCCGUUUGACGAUAGUAUUAUCGAGAGAUGCCAAAAGGUUGCGGCCAAGGUGAUGCAGGACGGAUUGCGGAAUGUACCAUCGGAGUAUCUCAGUGAUGCUAUACUGCUCCAGUAUUCUGCAACGGGGCUGAAGAACAUAUCGCGCGGCAAAAAAGACAAGAACGUUUUCGAAUUAUACAAGGUUGAUAAAGUGAAUAAUAUCAAUUCGAACAUUUUAACGCAAGUCUUGUGGUGGUCCGAGUAUCUGGAUCAGGCAUGCGACAGCGGCUCUACGGAGGUGGACAGUCUACGAUUACAUGUUGUCAGAAUGGCCAGGAAAGAAGGCAACUUUAAUUUAGCGAAACGAGAGAUGGUCAAGUACUUGAAAUCGGAGCAAGACCUCAUUCGACUGGAAAAUCCGACCGCUUGUACUUUUACUGAGAUCACAAGCGGCAUGCUGAACGGGCCUAUCCACGUGAAAUGGACUAAGAGUAGUAUGCGCGCAUUCAGAGAAUUGUCGAAAUUAUUAUAUGACAUGGAGAAGACGAGCGAGGCUUUGAGGAUGUGUUGCGUGACCGCGUUGGGAAUCUCUCAAGCGAUCGUUAGUGGCGAACAGUCUGCUGAUUUGCGAGAAACGGGAACUAAGCUCUUGCUUACCCUGGGUAAGUGGAUACAACAGGACACAAACGUGAACGAGAAUCUUCAAUUGGAGGAAUUGCUCCGAUUCGAAGCUAUGCACAACGACGGCUUGAUGGACAAGCUGUUUGGCGAGACGAUCGAUCUGAUUCCUACGUCGGACAUGAUAAUCGGUAAACUGAUGCAACUUGGCGUGAAUCAGUGUCCGGAUCUGCCGCGUGCCUGGUCCAGUUUUGCCGCUUGGUGUUACAAGUGGGGCCGGAAAAUCGUGGACAACUCCAACUCUGGUCAAUUGACGGAUACUGAUCGGAUAAACAUACAGUCCUUAUUGCCGAUGGAUAUAGCCGAAACUGAUCUCAACACCAUUUUCUCUAUACUAAGCCAGAACAAAACCAUACCUGAGGACGAGGGCGAUAUCGACAUGAACGACAUAAACACAUCUGACAUGAUAGAGAAUCAAUUGAGGAAUGUGUCGGUCUUGAGCCAUGCCAGCAACGAACAUCUCGGUAUGCUGGUCGACAUUUGGCGACAGGCGCAGAAGAGGAUCUAUUCGUAUUACGAGCUUUCGGCGAAUGCGUACUUUAAAUACUUGCAAUUAGCGAAUAAUGACAGCAACGAGUGCGACACCAUCACGGCAACGUUGAGAUUACUGAGACUCGUGGUGAAGCACGCUCUGGAGUUGCAGAAUGUCCUCGAAGCCGGUCUCUCGACAACCCCGACUGCGCCAUGGAAAGAGAUUAUACCGCAGUUGUUUUCGAGACUCAGUCAUCCCGAGGCAUACGUGAGGACUCAGGUAUCCGAGCUGUUGUGUCGAGUGGCGGAGAAUUCGCCGCAUUUGAUCACGUUCCCGGCGGUGGUGGGCGCGGUAUCCGGUCAGAAAAAAAUGUACGACAAGGUCGUUUACGAAAAGCCCGACGACAAUGAUAGCUCGCAGAAUGAUACAGAUAAUUUGAACGCUGCCAUGGAGGAACAAGAGGAGAAAGAAAGAGAGGAGAAUGAUGACGGAGAAGAGGAGGACGAGGAGGAAGAGAAGGAAGAAGAGGAGGAGGAAGAAGAAGAGGAGGAGAAGAAAGAGGACGAUGAUGACGACGAAGAAAAAACAGCAGCAGAAGCAAUUGCAUAUAACGACGAACAUGAGAGUUUUAUGGAUUCCUAUUUCUCGCAGUUGGUCGAUUGUCUCUCGAGUCGCAUACAGGAUUCGGUGAUUCAAGUGAAGGUGCUGGUGAAGGAGCUCAGACGAAUCACAUUGUUGUGGGACGAACUGUGGUUGGCAACAUUGUGUCAACACCAUACCGAGAUUACCAAACGAUUCGAGCAGCUAGAGAUUGAGAUUCAGCGGGUGCAGGACAAUAUCUGGCUUACGCUCGAAGAGAAGGAUAAAUUGAUCGCGGAGAAGCAUAGGAUUAUUUUGAAGCCGAUUACAUUUAUAUUAGAAAAUCUCCUAUCUAUGACGUCCGUACCUGCCGAGACGCCGCACGAGAAGACCUUUCAGGAAAAGUUUGGCGCUUCUAUAGAGGAGGUGAUAAAUCGAUUGAACAAUCCCAAGAAUCCAGCAAAGCCUCAAAUGGCCAGUUUGGCCUUGAAACAUUUGGAAACCAAGUUAGCGCAACGCGUGCACCGACGAGCCGCUUAUUCUCUGUCAAUGAUGGACAUCAGUCCUAUUCUGGCCAAUCUGAAGGACACCCGUAUCGCCAUGCCGGGCGUCGCUGCCGUCGAUAAUAAGAUCGUCACCAUUAUGUCGGUGGACAAUAAUGUUCAGAUUCUACCAACGAAGACAAAGCCUAAAAAAUUGAUAUUCCACGGAUCCGACGGCCACGUUUAUACGUAUUUGUUCAAGGGACUAGAGGACUUGCAUCUGGAUGAGAGGAUAAUGCAAUUCCUGAGUAUAUGUAACACCAUGAUGUCAAAGAAUAGCGAUACCAAGGUCUACAGGGCGCGGCACUAUUCAGUGAUCCCGUUAGGUCCCAGAUCCGGUCUCAUUCAAUGGGUCGACGGCGUUACGCCACUGUUCAUACUUUAUAAGCGAUGGCAGCAGCGCGAGUGUGCCGUGAUCAGCAAGACCGGUGGUGGCAAUUCUGCGAUUAUGCGACCGUCGGAACUGUUUUACAACAAGUUGACGCCGUUGUUGAAAGAGUGCGGGAUCGGUUUGGAGAACCGAAAGGAGUGGCCUAUUCAUGUGCUGAAAAAAGUUUUGGAGGAAUUAAUGAGGGAGACUCCGAAGGAUCUACUGGCAAAAGAGAUCUGGUGUAACAGUAUCAACGCCGGUAGCUGGUGGCAAGCUACCAAGAACUACUCAUAUUCCGUUGCGGUAAUGUCCAUCAUUGGCUACAUCAUAGGUUUAGGCGACAGGCAUUUGGACAACGUUCUCGUUGAUCUUAACACCGGCGAAGUUGUACACAUUGAUUACAAUGUCUGCUUCGAAAAAGGAAAAACUCUACGUGUCCCGGAAAAGGUGCCGUUCCGCAUGACACCAAAUAUUAAAACGGCUUUAGGAGUAACCGGGGUCGAGGGUAUAUUUAGAUUCGCUUCCGAGCAUACUCUAAGAGUGAUGCGUAGAGGCCGCGAGACGCUGUUGACCCUGUUGGAGGCUUUCGUCUACGAUCCUUUGGUAGAUUGGCGGGCGGGCGCGGACACGAGCAUAGCGAGUUACGGUGCUUGCCAGGCCAGAGCGAGAUGCACCGGCGUUGGAAGAAAACAACUGGAGCAGGAGCUCACGCGUGCAAUGUUUGCAGUAAGAACGGCGGAGAUGCGCGCCGAGUGGCUAGCUAAUCGAGAUGAAUUGGCUAAAACUUUGCCGCUGCUGUGCCAUCACUUGAACAGCUGGAUCGAGGCGACCGAAGCGUCACGUCAGUGCCAGGAUUUACUGCAGGAUCGACAUCAGCAGCUUGCGCUAGUGAAAGAAGCGCAGGCGAUCGGUCGGAAUCACGCGUUAUAUUCGCUAGUUAAGCGAUACAAUUCGUUCAAACGAGCGCGAGAUUCUCACGAGAAAGCAAAGGCAGGCUUGAAGGAGAAGAUAGAGGAGUGCGAGAAACAGAUAAAUAUGCAUAAUAUCGCGCUGGCUGCAGUACGAGGAUCCCAACUAGGACAGUGGCUGGCGGAAUUGGGAAACUUGACCAAUCAACAAGAUCACGUAGUGUUCGAUCUUGUGAAGGAAUUUCUGCAAAACGCCGGACAAAGUCAGAUGAUAGUGCAAUGCGAGCAGUCGGAGAACGAGCUGAUGCAACUGGCUACCGACCAGGCCUUCUCCAUAAGCAAAUGUUUAGAGCUGUUGAGCCAAUAUUCCGCCAUCUGCAACCUGUACCCUCUAAGCAUUCUGUCGCAACACCGUGCCGUGCUCUAUCACACUUGGGCGAGCGAGCUGUUAGCCACGGGUACCGUCGAGGCAUGUCACGAAAUCAUGGCGCGGUUCGAAACGAGUCUAAAUCCAAUCAAUCCGAACAAUCCGCAGGGUCAGCAGAUAAUAACCUUUUCGUAUCAGAUGGAAGCGAUCUUGAAUGAGUCUAGCGAGAGAUACAAGAAAGCUUAUGAGAGGACAGUAUCCCAAGGCUUACCGGAAGCCGGCAAUAGAAUUGAGAAGGCGUAUGCUGAGUCAAGAGCACAGAUUACCGGAUUUUUGCGGCGGGAAAAGGGUGCGGAGAAAGCGUUCGAAUGUGUCAAUAUCACCGCGCUGUGUUCCUUGAACAUGCGAUAUUUGAUGAUGGAGGGCGCUGCCAAGUGCGCCGGAGAUUGUUUAGUGGAUCUUACAUCCCGCGAGGGGGACUGGUUCCUGGACGACAUGCGUCUGGUGUCGUCGUUGAUUGUCGAGUUUAUCACGCUGAUACCAGAGAGCCACAAGACGAACAACACCGAUCCCAAGAUUGCGUUGAUAUUCAAAUGCCUGAGAAGCGCCGAUUGUAUUUACAAGGGUCUACAGGAUCUCAAUUACAACUUCCAAACUAUCAUCUUGCCGGAAGCGAUGAAGACUAUCAUCACGGAGGAGCCGAGUGUCAUGCGAAUGAUAAGCGAACUCGAUGAGAUUAUAAUACUGACCGGAAUACCGCUCGGUGAUAUUCUGGCGCAGCUUGAGAUGCAUCUCCGAUUCACUGUGAUGGAGAUGGAGAGCCCGCACGCGGUAGUACAGAAUAUAGUGAAUAACAUAAGAUUACGAUUCGAGGCGUUACUGUCGCGACAGGCGGAAGUUCAGGAUUUGAAUCAGGAGGAAAGUCUAACGCCAGGUCAAAUGUUACUAAUGGGUUUCAACGGUUUGUUUGAAAAAGUGCAAAUGGAAGGUAACGCCUUAGUGACUAUCCUGAGUUCCUUGGACAUUCCGAUGAACUGGAAGAAGAUUGAUCAGAUACGCGAGGCUAAGGAGAUGUCGGUGCCCAUUUUCAACAAGGCGAUCCGACAAGUCCUCGAAGACAUAUUUCUAAUCAAGAGAUUGCACACUAUACAAGAGUUCUUCAUGAUGUGCAGGGACAUUGCUACUGCAUUCAAGGGCGGAUUAGCAAACGUAUACGACGAUGAACGACUUAACAAGCCCGUCCGACUAUUCACUGCCGAUUACGUUUCAAGACAAUUGCUCGGAGUGACGACGCAGACAUUGGCGAUCACUUUGUGUUUCCUGCUACAGCGAAUGGGCCUGAAUGUAACUACCGAGAUCGAACAGAGAGAUAUUGGAGCAGAAAGCAAGGUCUCGCUAGAGGAGCUGUGUCGGAAGAUGAUAGAUCUGUGCUUGAAGAGGGGAUUGUUCUCGGGUUCGGUCUUUACGCAAGGGAGUGCGUUGAAUAGUACUUUGGAAAGCACUUGGCGACGGAAACAGGUUGCUAGAUUGGCGCAACAGAGCGCCAAGGUAGCCAGAAUCAGUCUUCAAAGACUUCAACUUCAGCAGACAGCUUAUCAUUGGUUACACGAAGAUGUCCUAAUGAUGAGACCCAAUAUUAAUCCAAUGAAUCCAAUGAAUCCGAUGCAUCCUAUAAAUCGUUUGAAUCGCUCUACCUUCAUGCUCGAGUUACGAAAAAAGGCAGCGAAAUUGUCAAACUUGCAGUUGCGAGUGUGCGAAGCACGCGAGCAACAACAGAAUCUCGUUUCGAGUGCUGUACAACGUCUCAAAUGGGCUGCUGGUGCCAAUCCAGCACUGGGCGAAGUCAUGUCCGCGUUCGACAACGCGGUAUUAUCGUCGUGCGAUAAAUUGACUAGACAGCACAAUUUAGCCGCAAUGAUAGUGAACACGUGCAAUUCCAUACUGCACUAUGAGGCCCUGAGAACCAGGACGUCGGAGAGUGUGACGCACGAUACCAACCUAGUCAAAUUGAUUAAGCACUGGGAGGAGAGUUGUGUAUUGACGGUCAACCUGAACAUUACCGUUACUAUGACAGAGGAGAGCCUCGUACAGCUGCUGCAAUUGGAGAACAACGUGGAUGCCACGUGGUUAAAGCAAGCCGAGAAAAUGGUAUCCGAAGCGAUAAUCGACACUCAGAAGAAACUGCAGGAGAAACAAGAGGCUCUCUUCACGGCCGAAGACUAUUUGAGGGAGCGAGUGAUGGAUCUGCAGAACGUACUCACCGAGCAUCACCGAUUAAUGUCGGACGUUAGAGCGUUGCUAAAGACAAUGGCCAAGCAGGAGAAUAUCGACGGUCUGCAGGAUUUUCUGUUUGCCUAUCGGUCUUUCACGGAGAGUAUUUCGGCGGCAGUGAAGGAACUGGAAGCCGAGAAUUUCGACUCUGUUCGCGGCACGGCGAUGAAGGAAGAAUUGGAGGCGAUGGCGAUCAAAGUGCCCAGUCUGUACAAUCGAUUGCUGGAGUUUGCGAGUGAGCGCAAAUUGAAUUCGACGAAAGGCGCGGAGAAGCCAGCAGCAGGCAAUCUGCCAAGGAAGAGAAAGAAGAGGAAGAAGGGCAAAUUGGUGCGGCAGAACAGUGUAUGCCUGAGUCCGAGGAAGGGGACACCGUUGGCCAGAGAUCCGACCACGGGCAAGGCCGUGCAAGAGCGGAACGCCUACGCGCUGAACGUGUGGCGCCGCGUGCGUAUGAAACUGGAGGGUCGCGAUCCGCAACCGUCACGCAAGUAUACCACGGCCGAACAGGUGGAAUACGUGAUACGUGAAGCACAGAGCAACGAUAAUCUGGCCUUGUUGUACGAGGGCUGGACACCGUGGGUCUGAACGGACGAUGGCUGGCGUUCGCGCGCCCCGAUGGCUCGACACUCGUCUCACACGGUACUCAAAUUCGUACCGUCGUACCUACGUCGCCCUACGUCGCCGUAGGAGGCAAAACACUCCGCUCGAAACCAGCUGGUGGAGUAUCCGGCAAAAACCGGGUAACAUGUCGGUUUCACAGCUCGAUCGUGGAUCGACCUUUCCGACGCGACAAUGGAAAAUCCACUGUGCCACCGAAUGCCGAUUCUAUAGUUAUCUCAAAAACGAGGCCGCGAUCUGUUACUUGGCGAUAAGGACGGUCUCUUCCCUUUCUCCUCCCUCUCCCCUUCUCCCUCCUCCUUUUCUUUUAAAGGAAACCAGAAUCAUGAGCAUGUACAAUCUCGACUGAAUACGGAUAAGUAGUAUUCUUUUGGAAGAGCCACGAAUUUUUGGGAGAAAUGUAGAAUCGGCCAUGUAUUCUUACGCUAACGGUGUAGUCGCGAGAAGUUCGGCUGACGAUAUUGAUGGCAAGUCCGAUGAUAACGACGAUGACGAUGAUGAAGAUGAUGAAAAUCUCGAUAACGGUCGUUGCGAUAAACAGUCGCUGUCAACAUUUACCGUAUGAUGGCUAAUAAACGAAUUGCACAAACUUGCUGUCGUGUAAUGCCAUCGUGUCAGGAAGAAAAUACAUACCUGACAUUUUAAUCGAUAUCUGAAUCGAUAUUUGCACCGAUGUAACUCUAGAUAUACGUACGGUGUAUACGCGCGAGCACAUUUGAUGAUUAAUUUAGAAUCCGAGCUGAUUAUGUAGACAACACAUACCCCAUUGCAGCAUUAUAUGUUUUAACCGAAAUGAAAA
Messenger RNA from Mycetomoellerius zeteki, 11925 nucleotides. RefSeq names its product serine/threonine-protein kinase Smg1 (gene nonC). Gene Ontology annotation, molecular function: protein binding; protein serine/threonine kinase activity. The record is from RefSeq and is a predicted model, not a curated record. Gene Ontology annotation, cellular component: nucleus; TORC1 complex; cytoplasm. Gene Ontology annotation, biological process: negative regulation of macroautophagy; nuclear-transcribed mRNA catabolic process, nonsense-mediated decay; TOR signaling. Lineage: Eukaryota; Metazoa; Arthropoda; Insecta; Hymenoptera; Formicidae.